This is a messenger RNA of Micropterus dolomieu (smallmouth bass), 1407 nucleotides long. RefSeq names its product apobec1 complementation factor (gene a1cf). The coding region runs from base 1 to 1407 and encodes 468 amino acids. NCBI's taxonomy places the organism in Eukaryota, Metazoa, Chordata, Actinopteri, Centrarchiformes, Centrarchidae. The transcript has 10 exons. Gene Ontology annotation, cellular component: nucleus. The record is from RefSeq and is a predicted model, not a curated record. Gene Ontology annotation, molecular function: mRNA binding.
AUGGAAUCCAAUCAGAAAGCAAGCGGGGACGGGCUGGCGGGGACGCCGAAGGAGGCAGCACUGCGAGCGCUCAUGCAACGCACAGGAUACCAACUGCAGCAGGAGAACGGCCAGCGGCGGUACGGAGGCCCGCCGCCUGGCUGGGACGGGCCGCCACCGGAGAGAGGCAGCGAGAUCUUUGUGGGGAAGCUACCGAGAGAUCUGUUUGAAGACGAACUGGUUCCACUCUGUGAGAAGUUCGGUAAGAUCUACGAGGUGAGGAUGAUGAUGGACUUUAACGGGAACAACAGAGGUUACGCCUUCGUCACCUUCAACACCAAACAGGAGGCCAAAGCAGCCAUGAAGCAGCUCAACAACUAUGAGAUCAGGAAUGGCCGCCUCCUGGGAGUUUGUGCCAGCGUGGACAACUGCCGUCUGUUUGUAGGCGGGAUUCCCAAAACCAAGAAGCGCGAGGAGAUCCUGACUGAGAUGAGGAAGGUCACUGAUGGGGUUGUGGACGUCAUCGUGUACCCCAGCGCUGCCGACAAAUCUAAGAACCGAGGCUUCGCCUUCGUCGAGUACGAGAGCCACCGAGCAGCCGCUAUGGCCCGCCGCAAACUGCUGCCAGGUCGUAUUCAGCUGUGGGGUCACGCCAUCGCCGUGGACUGGGCGGAGCCUGAGGUGGAGGUGGACGAGGAUACCAUGGCAACUGUCAAGAUACUCUACGUCAGGAACCUGAUGCUGCAGACCACCGAGGAGACCAUCGAGAAGGAGUUUAACAGCCUCAGACCAGGUGCAGUGGAGCGAGUGAAGAAGAUCAGAGACUACGCCUUCGUCCAUUUUACUCAGAGAGAAGACGCCAUCAACGCCAUGAACGCCCUCAACGGAAAGAUGGUUGACGGGUCUCCUAUCGAGGUGACUCUGGCUAAGCCGGUGGACAAGGACAGUUAUGUCCGUUACACCAGAGGGACUGGCGGGCGGGGAGGACCUCUGCUGCAGACCGACUACACUGCCUACACUCUGGGACAGGUUUACGACCCCACGGCAGCGUAUCUUGGUCCGCCCGUGUUUUAUGCCCCUCAGGCCUACACCGCCAUACCAGGUCAGUUUCGCUUCCCGCCGGCCAAAGCUCCAGUUGGAGGCCGAGGUCUGAUCAGGACGCCGUCUGUUAGAGAAAUUUACAUGACUGUACCUGUAGGGGCUGCCGGGGUGCGGGGGCUGGGUGGGCGGGGCUACCUGGCCUACGCUGCCGGGGUCGGAGCCAUGGGUCGAGGCGGCAGCGCCUCCUAUGGCCUGAAGGUGGACAAGCAGGCGGAGGAGAAGCUGUAUGACCUGCUGCCGGGUAUGGAGCUGACCCCCAUGAACCCCGCCUCCAUGAGCCUGAAGGCCACCGCCAUCAAACCUGCACCACAGAGCGAGGUCCUCUGA